Messenger RNA from Anguilla rostrata (American eel), 1498 nucleotides. RefSeq names its product histone H1-like. The transcript has a single exon. Gene Ontology annotation, biological process: nucleosome assembly. Bases 844 to 1476 code for a protein of 210 amino acids. Lineage: Eukaryota; Metazoa; Chordata; Actinopteri; Anguilliformes; Anguillidae. The record is from RefSeq and is a predicted model, not a curated record. Gene Ontology annotation, cellular component: nucleosome. Gene Ontology annotation, molecular function: DNA binding; structural constituent of chromatin.
GCGACCAAUUUCUUCUAAUUUUAUGGAUGCAAGGGGAAGGUUUCACACGUUUUAUGACCUAAAAUGUGAUCACCCAUAGGGAUAUCAGGCGUCUGAAGAGCGUACAUUUAGGCACUGCAUGGGCACGUCCGAAAGAAGUUACAUGAAAACGCGGAUUAAUUUACAUAGCAGUAUAUUAAUGACAAUAGAGAAAAUACAUUAGUCUCGGUAUAAUAAGCUAAACAAUGUUUUUUAUUUUAUUUUAUUUAUUUUUUAUAAACCAUAAUGGCUGGUUCAGCAAACGUUGAUGUGUAACGGUGAUGAAUCUCAGCGAAGACUUGCGUUGUGCUUUACUGCCAGAACUAGAAGUCCUGCACAACCGCUUCACUUCGGUAUUGCAUGAGUCUUUCAGCCUUUCCCGUUUCCACACGGGGCUUCUGUGAAUAAUGAACGAACACUUUUAACGUGUGUGAUAUGUUUGAUGGUUUUAAAAGACGAAUCGUGUGGGAGAAGCACUUUUGACAGGUACUUGUCUGUGACCAGUGUCGAUGUUUUGGACAGGCUGGAGAAAAUGCGGCCACACUGUUCAGGGCACAGAAGUUAAUUUGUAGGCAGAAGGACUUUUGUUGAAGUUUACCUGCGUUUUUUGCUAGUAAAAGUACUGUACAGUGUUUUAUUUUAUCAAUAUUGACGCAGAGAAAACACAAGUGAACCGAAUUCUCAGGAACCGAGACGCUGCACCGGGCUGGUUGAGUCUACAUGGUCCUCAUGUAGCAUUUAAGUCCAGCCCCCUGUGCGGGAACAGCGAAAGGGUAUUGUAUUACGUACUGCAAACGUGAUUAGAGAAAAUCUGACUGAAGAAUUAUGUCGGAAGUUGCUCCAGCUCCAGCCGCCGCCGCUCCGGCUAAGGCUCCCAAGAAGAAAGCGGCAAGCAAGCCCAAAAAUGCGGGGCCUAGCGUUGGGCAGUUGAUUGUGAAAGUAAUUUCUGCUUCCAAGGAGAGGAGCGGAGUAUCUCUGGCUGCGUUGAAGAAAGGUCUGGUCGCCAAUGGCUACGAUGUGGAGAAAAACAACUCACGCGUAAGGCUAGCUGUUAGAAGCCUGGUGACUAAGGGGACCUUGCUUCAGACAAAGGGAACCGGCGCAUCUGGCUCAUUUAAGCUCAACAAAAAACAGGAGAGUGUGAAGAAACCCGCUAAGAAAGCAGCUCCUAAAGCUAAGAAGCCCGUUGCGGUCAAGAAGGCAGCAGCGAAGAAGCCUGCGGCCAAGAAGUCGCCGAAGAAGAAGCCCGCUGCAGCUAAGGCGAAGAAGAGCCCAAAGAAACCCAAGAAGCCGACAGCUGCGGCGAAGAAGCCGGUCAAGAGUCCGAAGAAAACCAAGAAGCCGGCAGCAGCAGCCAAGAAGGCGGCCAAGAGUCCUAAGAAAGCGAAGGCGGCCAAGCCAAAAGUUGCCAAACCUAAGACCACCAAGGCCAAGAAAGCGGCUCCCAAGAAGAAGUGAACGCAUAUUACGCUAUAACGUA